This is a messenger RNA of Lontra canadensis (Northern American river otter), 1665 nucleotides long. RefSeq names its product leucine rich repeat containing 29 (gene LRRC29). Gene Ontology annotation, molecular function: protein binding. NCBI's taxonomy places the organism in Eukaryota, Metazoa, Chordata, Mammalia, Carnivora, Mustelidae. Gene Ontology annotation, cellular component: SCF ubiquitin ligase complex. The record is from RefSeq and is a predicted model, not a curated record. Gene Ontology annotation, biological process: SCF-dependent proteasomal ubiquitin-dependent protein catabolic process.
UCCACUUCCUUCCCAGUCCCUCCCCGCACCCAGAGUCGGUAAGACUACACUUCCCAGAAGGCCUUGCAUGGGGGCGGAGGCGGCAGGGAUGCGAUGGCGGAGUCGCUGCCCCUGGAGACUCCUCCCGCUCCCAGCUCUCCUUCCACAACCUGCUGCGAUUCGUGAAGGAGAGGGCUGGGAGGCUGCACGCCCUGGACCUGAGCGGCACUGGCUUGCUCCCAGAGGCCCUGAACGCCCUGGGCGGGGUGGCCGGGCUGCAGCUGCGGGAGCUGAGGCUGCACAGCUGCCAGGACCUCUCCACAGAGGCUGUGACCGCCCUGUGCCGUCUGCAGUCGGGCCUGACCUCCCUGGAUCUCAGCGGCUGCUCAGAACUGGCCGACGGUGCACUCCUGGCCAUCGGCCGGGGCCUGGGGCACCUGUGGUGCCUCCGCCUGAGGAAGCUGCAGCGGCUGACGGAUGCGGGAUGCACAGCGCUGGGGGGGCUGCGGGAACUGCGCAGCCUGGACCUGGCAGAUGCUGUCUGGUGAGCGGGCAGGGCCUGGCCCAGGCCCUGGGUUCAGGGCACAGGGCUCCAGCCCCCUUGGUCUCCCUCAGCCUGGCCUACUGCUCCUCUCUCAAGGACGCCUCAGUGUUCUCCCUGAUCCCAGUGCUGGGCCUGAGCCUCAGGGUGCUAGACUUGUCCUCCUGUGUGGCCCUCACCAAUAGGACCCUGCAGGCCAUCUGCACCUGCCUAACCCACCUCUCUGUCCUGCGUCUGGCCUGGUGCACGGAGCUCCAAGACUGGGGUCUUCUGGGGCUGGGAGAACCAAGUGAGGAGCCUGCGCAGGAGCCCCAGGAGCAUUUGAGGGCCAAACUCUGGAGGAACCUGAGAAGCAGGUGCUUCUUCCCACAGCUACACCAAGAGCUGGACCAUCAGGCCUCGGUCCCCACGGACCCUUCUGCCCAGCCACAGGGCCCGUCACUGCUCAUGCUGCGGGCCCUGCAGGAGUUGGAUCUCACAGCCUGCAGCAAACUAACUGAUGCCAGUUUGGCCAAGGUGCUCCAGUUCCCCGAGCUGAGGCGGCUGUCCCUGAGCCUGUUGCCAGCACUCACAGACAAGGGCUUGGUGGCCGUGGCCAGGGGCUGCCCCAGCCUGGAACACUUGGUGCUAAGUCAUUGCAGCCUCCUCAGCGAUGAGGGCUGGGCCCAGGCAGCCCGCUCCUGGCCCAGGCUGCAGCACCUCAACCUGGCCAGCUGCGGACAGCUCACAGAGCAAACCCUGGGUACCAUCGGGCAGGCAUGCAAGCAGCUCCGGAUGUUAGAUGUGGCCAUGUGCCCUCGUAUCAGCAUGGCUGCCAUCAGGCACCUCCAAGCCCAGCUGCCCCAGGUGACCUGCAUCCAGUCCCGGUAUGUGGGAGGGGCUGACCUGACCUUAACGCUCUAGGGCCAGGUCAGUAACCAACCCUGGGCCUCAGCCUCCAUUGCCCCCAAAGACCCAGCCCUGGCCUCUUGACCUGGCUUGACGCUGUGCUUCUGCCCCACUCUGCCACAUACCCCAAAGCCCCUUCCCCCAGCUAUAAACCCUUUUCUAGGACUGGGUAUAGGGCUAAUCCAGGGCAGCCCAGGGGCCUUUCUGCCCCAGUCUGCCCUAGAGCCCAGCAGGAGCCCUUCCCAGUUAUACAUCGC